CUAGCUGCAGCUUGAAAAGGGGGUGGGGCUACUAGCUGCAGCUAAAGAUCAGAGGUCACAUUUUUGCAAACAAAAAGACUGAAAAAUGGCUGCUCUCACAAGGAUUGCUUGUCUUGGACUACAGAGGCAGGCCUCCAUCACCAGGCUCUUCUCUACUUCUCCUGGAGUGUCCUCGGGAUUAAGUUUUGAGCUGACUCCAGAACAGAAUGAGUACCAGCAGAUGGCUCGAAAGUUUGCAAAAGAAGUCAUAAUCCCGGCAGCCCCCCACUAUGAUCAGACUGGAGAGUACCCGUGGGAUAUUGUGAAGCAGGCGUGGGAGCUGGGGCUGAUGAACACAGGCGUGUCCCCCGAGUGUGGGGGGCUCGGUCUCGGGAUACUAGACGAUUGCAUCAUCGCUGAGGAACUGGCCUAUGGCUGCACUGGAAUUAUGACAGCUAUGUCGGCCAAUGGCCUUGCAUGUGCUCCAGUUUCUGUAGCAGGAAAUACGAAACAGAAAAAGAAGUAUUUUGGCAGACUAACGGAGGCACCCAUCAUGGCUGCGUACUGUGUGACUGAGCCAGGGGCAGGGUCUGAUGUGAACGGCCUUAAAACAAAGGCAGUAAAGAAAGGAAACGACUGGGUGAUCAAUGGCAACAAGAUGUGGAUCACCAAUGGAGGAGUGGCUAACUGGUACUUUGUGCUGGCCAGGACAGCUGAGGCUGGUGUACCUGCCAGCCAGGCCUUCACUGGGUUCAUUGUGGACGCUGACUUGCCGGGAGUGACUCCAGGGCGUAAGGAAUGGAUGAUGGGACAGCGGGCAUCCAACACGGUCGGUGUUACUUUCGAGGACGUCGUGGUACCACAAGAGAAUGUACUUGGUGAGCCAGGGAAGGGCUUCCUCUAUGCAAUGGCUGCCUUCGACAGGACACGCCCCGGGGUAGCGGCAGGAGCGGUGGGGUUGGCUAAGAGGGCAUUGGAUGAAUCCACUAAAUAUUCACUCGAGCGUAAAACUUUUGACACGCCCAUUAUCAACCAUCAAGCCGUGGGAUUCAUGCUUGCUGACAUGGCAAUCGGCCUAGAAACUUCUCGGCUCAUAACGUAUAAGUCUGCCCUGGAGAUUGACGAGGGACGAAGGAACACUUACUACGCCUCCAUUGCCAAGGCCUACGCAUCCGAGGUGGCCAAUAAGUCAGCUGCUGAUGCUGUACAGAUAUUUGGAGGGAACGGGUACAACAGAGAGUACCCCGUGGAGAAGCUCAUGAGAGAUGCCAAGAUAUUCAUGAUCUACGAGGGUACGUCCCAGACCCAGCGAAUUGUCAUCUCACGAUUCAUUGCUGAGGCUGCCAAGAAAAUGCAGGCCUAGCUAGCUAUAUAACGAGUCCAACUGAACUAUCUGUUUUUGCGUUACUACCCUUAUACCAAAUUAUUGUGUAUGGCUAUGAACAUUUGUCUUUUAUAUCAUGCCGAUCAAGAUUAUAUAAUUUUGUAGCGUUAUAGUUAUAAUGAACCUACAUGUAUUAUUAGAAAA
Halichondria panicea is the source of this 1507-nucleotide messenger RNA. Its product is annotated as medium-chain specific acyl-CoA dehydrogenase, mitochondrial-like. The transcript has 12 exons. Gene Ontology annotation, cellular component: mitochondrion; cytoplasm. Gene Ontology annotation, biological process: medium-chain fatty acid catabolic process. Gene Ontology annotation, molecular function: flavin adenine dinucleotide binding; medium-chain fatty acyl-CoA dehydrogenase activity. The record is from RefSeq and is a predicted model, not a curated record. The coding region runs from base 86 to 1342 and encodes 418 amino acids. NCBI's taxonomy places the organism in Eukaryota, Metazoa, Porifera, Demospongiae, Suberitida, Halichondriidae.